UUUCCAAACAGUUUCCACUUCCACUACCAUGUCGGUUCAGCCGCGCAGCCGGGCUGCUCCGUCCUCGACGAGGCCUUCCAACGCUACCGUCACCUGCUCUUUGGGACCGGGCCCUGGCCUUCCCCGGACGACACAACAAAAAUUUGUUGAAUGACUACCGUGUGUCAGGCACUGGGAAUACAAAGACACUGAGAUUGGUCCCUGCUGUUGAGGAGCUCACAGCCUCGCGCUAGGAAGACAUCAUAUGUUGGAGAAGAAUAUGUUGGUUCUCUUUGUUGUUACCCCUGGAUGUGACCAGCUCCCUAGUUUGGAUUCUGUGGAAAAUUACACCCUGACUGUAAAUGAUGACCAGUGUUUCCUCCUCUCUGAGACUGUCUGGGGAGCUCUCCGAGGUCUGGAGACUUUUAGCCAACUUAUUUGGAGAUCUCCUGAGGGCACGUUCUUUGUCAACAAGACGGACAUUGUGGACUUUCCCCGCUUCCCUCACCGGGGCUUGCUGUUGGAUACAUCUCGCCAUUACCUGCCGCUGACUACCAUUCUAGAUACUCUGGAUGUCAUGGCAUAUAAUAAAUUCAACGUGUUCCACUGGCAUGUAGUAGAUGACUCUUCCUUUCCAUACGAGAGCCUUACUUUUCCAGAUCUCACCAGAAAGGGGUCCUACAACCCUGUCACCCAUAUCUACACAGAACAGGAUGUGAAGGAGGUGAUUGGAUACGCACGGCUUCGGGGUAUCCGUGUGCUGGUAGAAUUUGACACUCCUGGCCACACUUUGUCCUGGGGACCAGGUGUCCCUGAAUUAUUGACUCCUUGCUACUCCGGCUCUCAUCCCUCUGGCACCUUUGGACCUGUGAAUCCUAUUCUCAACACUACCUAUGAGUUCAUGAGGACAUUUUUCUUGGAGAUCAGUUCUGUCUUCCCGGAUUUUUAUCUUCACCUUGGAGGAGAUGAGGUUGAUUUCACCUGCUGGAAGUCCAAUCCAGAUAUCCGGGCCUUUAUGAAGAAGAAAGGCUUUGGUGACGACUUCAAGCAGCUGGAGUCCUUCUACAUCCAAAAGCUGUUGGACAUCGUUUCUGCCUAUGGCAAGGGCUACGUGGUGUGGCAGGAGGUGUUUGAUAAUAAAGUAAAGGUUCGGCCAGACACAAUCAUACAGGUGUGGCGAGAAGAGACACCGGUAGGCUAUUUGAAGGAGCUGGAACAGAUUACCCAGGCUGGCUUCCGAGCCUUACUUUCUGCCCCCUGGUACCUGAAUCGCAUAAGUUACGGCCCUGAUUGGAAGGAAGUCUACAUGGUAGAGCCCCUGGCAUUUGAAGGUAGCUCUGAGCAGAAGUCCCUGGUGAUUGGUGGAGAGGCCUGUAUGUGGGGCGAGUAUGUGGACAGCACAAACCUGGUCCCCAGGCUCUGGCCCAGAGCAGGGGCUGUUGCCGAGCGGCUGUGGAGCAACAGGAUUGUGACUGAUCUGGAGUUUGCCUUCAAACGCUUGACACAUUUCCGCUGUGAGCUGCUGAGGCGAGGUGUCCGGGCUCAACCCCUCAGCAUAGGCUACUGUGAACAGGAGUUUGAAGAGACCUGAGUAAGCAACCCCAGGCACCAAGGAGGGUGCUGGCCCUAGGAGAGUGGUAGUGGGGCCAGGCUUCCACUGCAUCCCGGCCGGGGGAUGGAGCCCCUUGCCCACGUGCCCCUGUGCCUGGCAAGAAGGUGGCCGGUGCUGGCACUGGCAUAUAAUAAAGGGUGAUGUGGCAGUUUUCUAUAAUUAACAUGGAUUAUCUUUGUAAAACAAACGAACAAACAAGCAAACAAGUGGCCCUGGGGUGAGGAGGCAGCAAAGACUGGCCUGCUUCUUCGAGUAUAGGACUCAAUAGGGCCUGGCCAGGCCAGGCACAGGUCUGUCCCCUGGAAGGAUCCCGUGAGUUGAGGGCUGGGAAUGAAACCUGUAGCAUUUGCCCUGCCCUGCUUAGCUUAUGAGUUGUAUGGUUCCUCUCCCACCUACCUCCAAGGUCCACAUACACAGCCAUCCUCAUCCUGGCCACUCCCCUUCAACCUCAGGCCUCCAAGGCUUGUGUACAUAAAAGAAGAGAUUAAAGAGGCCCAAAAGUGUUCUGGCAGUGGCAAGGGCUCUAGACCCAGCCUCAUCACAAAACAACCCCCUUCUGCAUGCAUAUUCACAAGAAUUUUCCUCCUCUAAAGCUUUUUUCCUUUGGGUUUCUUGUUAUUUCAGUUACAUGCAAACAUUUAAUAUUAUUAAGUACUGUUGGGUAGCUUUUGAAUUUGAAGGACUUAGUUCUCUGAAGCUCUGAGCAACUCCCAAUAAUGCAGGCAACUUCUACCCAUCCCCUGCCUCCUCUCCAAUUUUCAGCCCAUAACAUCUCAGAGAAUUGGGGACAUAGCUGAGCCCAUGAGAGCAAAGCCCCUGGGGGACAAAGGAAUGGGCAUGUGGCUCUGGAAAGAGGACCUUCAUGCCGGUGACUGUCCCCCUUGCCCCUGUCCCCAUCCCAGGAGGAAAGGUCUAACUGACUGAGACCGCCCCCUUGUGGAUUCUUUGUGCAGAAGCCAACAGUGUUGCUGAGACUGGGCAGCAGUGGACUGUGGCCCAGUUGUAUGUAGCCUCCUUUGACCUUUAUUUUCUAAGGUCCUAGGCUGGGAGAACAAUGGGGAGGUCUCAGGCAUUUCUUUCAGAAAGCUUCCAGUCUGGUGGGUACAGGAAAUUGGGGAAGGCAGGGCUGAGAAGGGAUCAGAGUAAAAUUUGCUCCUUAAAUACCAUGCUUCAAUCCCUCAAUCAUCUUUCUUUGAGGACCUUGUUGGCAGUAGAUGAGCCCUGCCUUCUUGCACUAUUUCUGUUGUUACAGGGCGGGCACCUUCUACCUGAAGAAUCCUCUUGGGGUCAGGACUUUUCACCCAGUGCAGUUUAGCCAAGACCAGGGCUCUGGCCGGGAGAGACACUGGAGCUAAGGCUCCACCACCUGCACCCACCAUAGGAGUCCCCUUGCUGCUGUCAUCAGAAGCCUGAGGGUAGUCUAGGCAAGGACCCUGCAGAAAUGCCGCAUAUACUUCAAAUGCCCUUGCUUCCCUCCUGAUCAUAACUUUAAUGUUAACUAUUGUUUGAGAUAAUGUUAAAUAAAAAGAGCAGGCACGAAGUUGUAAGUCUGUAUCAGUGAAGGAAAGAGACCAUGAGAACAGUUGUGUUAAAGCAGUAAGGUUCUAUGAUUUCUUAUACUUUUUCACCAAAAAAUAAAAAAUAAUUAAUGUAGUCCUGUCAAGACCUUGAGUGAUAGGGUGAUGCUGCUCCCGACCUCCACUGUUGCUCCUCCAGGUCCGUUGAUCACAAUGGCGUUUACCUGAAGAUACAUAUCGUUACUCCUUGAACUGCCCUUGCCUGGUAGCAAACGCCCAAAGUCUGUUCCAAUGUGCAGACACCUCAUCUCCCUUCCAGUGGGUUAACUUAGUGCCCCGCCCAGCUCCCGCCGGACUACUCAGGCCUGUCUGCAUUCUCUGCACACACCAGAGGUGGGGGGUGAGCCUGACCCUGUUUCCUGGUUUCAGUCAAUUUAGAGAAGAGAGUCCUCACCCAGCCACCAUCCCACCCCCCCCACAAAGACACAAAACAGGCAUAAUGGGAAUUAAAGUAAAGGAGUGUAUGAAGGUUGGGAGGGACAUUGGGCCUUCUCCUACUCAGCAGGAGUUGAGGCUACUCAACAGGUACCCCUCUCUUCAUGGAAUCUGAUAAAUGAGGUCACGAGUGUUUUCAGGUGCACCUCAGCAGAUUACAGUAGGGAUUAGCCAUCAGAGUACUGGUGUUGUGGAAUUAUUCACUCAACCUUAGACUUACUGGACAGCAAGAGUGUGAGGGAAACAGAGAGGAUAUUGGGGAAGGGUUAAAAAAAGGAUUAUAUGGAUAUAGACGGUUUUAGUUUUCAUUAAUGUAGACACACCGCUUUGUGACAAGAUUACUAGCGCUCUAAAAUUUAGAUUUUUAUAGCUUCUGUCAAUGUCUUGUAAAAUGAAUCAAUACAGAGAAGAAUAUGUGUAUCAUAUGCUUUUUUUUAUUAAGGAAAUAAAUAGUAAUUGAGUACUCAAA
This is a messenger RNA of Choloepus didactylus (southern two-toed sloth), 4072 nucleotides long. It is a transcript of the gene HEXA, whose product is annotated as hexosaminidase subunit alpha. NCBI's taxonomy places the organism in Eukaryota, Metazoa, Chordata, Mammalia, Pilosa, Megalonychidae. Gene Ontology annotation, biological process: ganglioside catabolic process; carbohydrate metabolic process; glycosaminoglycan metabolic process. Gene Ontology annotation, cellular component: membrane. Bases 245 to 1570 code for a protein of 441 amino acids. The record is from RefSeq and is a predicted model, not a curated record. Gene Ontology annotation, molecular function: beta-N-acetylhexosaminidase activity. The transcript has 15 exons.